AGGCGCGUGGGACGGGACUCAUGACCCACGUGAAGGAAGCCCUGGCUGCUGGUCAGGCACCCGGCAGCCCUCCUGGUGGAAGCAUGGCGGCGGCAGGCAAGAGGAAGAGGGAGAAGCAGAAGAAGGAGACGCAGCCUCAAGGGGCCUCUGCGGGGCGGAAGAAGCGGAAGCUUCCUGUUACAGAGGAGAAAGCUUGGCAGAAAGCUGGCUCAAAGCUGAACGAGGAGAUCUCCAGUGAUUCUGAACCUGAUAGCCCAGCAAAGAAAAAGAACAAUGAAGCAGAAGAGGAGAUUGAAGAAACACCACAAGAGAAAAAACUGAGAUUGGCAAAAUUAUACCUGGAGCAGCUUCGACAACAGGAAGAGGAAAAGGCUGAAGAAGAGGCCUUUGAGAAGGACCUGGUUGCUGGCCGACUGAAAGAAGAUGUGCUUGAACAGAAGGGAAAAUUGCAGCGACAGAUUGCCAAAAUUUUGCAGCCUCCGGAGGGAUCUGACAUCAGGAUACUACGAGGCCACCAGCUUCCCAUCACCUGUCUAGUAAUCUCACCAGAUGAUAAAUUUAUCUUCUCUGCAGCCAAAGACUGCUCCAUCAUCAAAUGGGAUGUGGAGAGCGGGAACAAGCUUCAUGUGAUCCAAAGGGGAAAGAAGGGGCCUGAAGACAGUCAUGUUGGGCACACAGCACACAUCCUCUGCAUGGCUAUAUCAUCCGAUGGCAAAUACCUGGCAACAGGAGAUAGAAAUAAACUCAUUAUGAUCUGGGAAGCUGCAACGUGCAAGCACCUGUACAAAUUUACAGGUCAUCGAGAUGCUGUGUCGGGUUUGUCUUUCCGGAAGGGCACGCAUCAGCUGUACAGUGCUUCACAUGAUCGUUCAGUCAAAGUGUGGAAUGUAGCAGAGAAUGCCUAUGUGGAAACUUUGUUUGGCCAUCAAGAUGUGAUCACGGGACUGGACAGCCUGAGCCGGGAAUGCUGUGUCACAUCAGGAGGGAGGGAUGGCACAGUCAGGGUCUGGAAAAUCCCUGAGGAAUCCCAGCUUGUUUUUUAUGGGCAUCAGGGCUCCAUUGAUUGUAUCCAGCUGAUCAAUGAAGAACAUAUGGUGUCUGGUGCAGACGAUGGGUCAGUAGCUCUCUGGGGUCUUUCAAAAAAGAAACCUCUAACUGUAGUGAAGAAAUCCCACGGUCUCCAUGGCAUGCAGGGUCUGGAACAGCCAUAUUGGAUCUCUUCAGUUGCUGCCUUGCUCAACAGUGACCUCAUAGCUACAGGUUCCCAUAGUUCCAGUGUGAAGUUGUGGAAGUGUGGAGGAGGAUUCCAAAAGUUGGAGCCACUCUUUGAAAUUCCCAUGGUUGGUUUUGUCAAUAGCUUGCAGUUCUCAAGUUCUGGAAACUUUCUCGUUGCUGGAAUUGGACAAGAGCACAGACUGGGUCGUUGGUGGAGGAUCAAAGAAGCCAAGAAUAGCAUCUGCAUUGUUCCACUUAAGAAGACUGUGGCAGGCAACACACAGAUACUUGGUGAAGACUCUUAGCGUUUGAACAUUUUGCAAAUAAUUAUGUAAAUGGCUUAUAUGGAUGAAACCUGUAUAUUAAAGCUAUUGUUUUUGUUUGUAAAUUGGAAA
Sceloporus undulatus (fence lizard) is the source of this 1610-nucleotide messenger RNA. It is a transcript of the gene RRP9, whose product is annotated as ribosomal RNA processing 9, U3 small nucleolar RNA binding protein. Gene Ontology annotation, cellular component: small-subunit processome. Lineage: Eukaryota; Metazoa; Chordata; Lepidosauria; Squamata; Phrynosomatidae. The transcript has 15 exons. The coding region runs from base 21 to 1520 and encodes 499 amino acids. Gene Ontology annotation, molecular function: protein binding; snoRNA binding. The record is from RefSeq and is a predicted model, not a curated record.